AUGGACGGCAAGCACUCGUCGUCGUCCGGCAUGGUCACCCCUCCCACUACCUUGCCCUACCCCAUCCACCCCCAGACUCACCACACUCACACGCCAGUCUCGCCUACAUCUCCCACCACAGCAGACUCGACCUGGAAGGUGGUUGGCAGUCCCCCUCGUCGCUCGUCCCUCUCGCCUCCUGCUGACCAGCAACGCCGAAGAACAGCAACAGACAGCAAUAACGAUAGCAACCUUGCGUUUAGCGAUAUCAACAACACAACAACACUGGCACAUGCAUCCAACGCUAACAGCAAAAGCACUCAAGACCUCAAGAAAAUAUCCGCCUCGGACAAUUCCUUGAAACCAACUGACAAACAUGAAUCCGCUAAUACCACUCAAGCUCAAGUUUCUCCUGAUGCAGUAAGAGCGGUUGCUCCGCGUGAGAACUCUCAGUCCUCCUCCGUCGUCUUGUCGCUGUCGUCUUCGUCCUCCUCGGCGCCAUUAUCGUCCCUGUCGUCGUCUGCUAGUGCAUACUCUCACGUUCAAGCAUUUGCUCACCAGCAUCACCCCCUCGCUGCUCUUCCCGGUGCUCACAACCACUCCCCUUCCUCCCCACACGACCCUCUCUCGCCCUCUGAAUCAACUUCGACUCCGCUCUUGCCUCCCACAACGACCUUGGCCCAAACACCAAACACGCCCUGUCCCACCAACCAAGCCUUGUCCAGCGGCACAUUCGCCAGUGUGUCGUCGUCCACUCGCCUGGAUGAGCUCUUGGGUGAACCUGUCUCUCCUCUCCAUAUCAAGACAACACCCAGUGCUGGACUGUCUCGAGGAUCUCGACCUGACCAAGGCCUCUCCUUUGGACCAAGCGACAGCAAUGCCCAUCAAGGCCGAACCAGUGGUAGAGUCGGAGGACUAGAGUCCCCCCUGAGUAUGUCGUCGUUUAUCUGGAAUGGUCGUAUGGAAACCCAGGAGUCGAGAGACCCAGCUGCCUCCCUUGCAGCGGGUUUUGGCGGAAUGACUAUUCACGGUCGCAAUGACGAUAGCUCUGGAAAGGGAGGCACCUUCUUCCCCAUGUCCUCGGCUCUCAACGCAGACCCGUUUGUCCCCAAGCACUAUCGCCCCUCGAGAAGCCUUUCAUUGUCAGAACCCCUCGGAUUCCCAGUUGGAGGAUUCAGCAACAAUCACAACACUUUGCAACAGCAACACCAGCAUCAACGCAGGAAUAGCAACAGUGAUUUCGUCGCCCAGGAUGAGCAAGAAUCCAUCAACCCUUUCAGAGCACCCCUCCCAACCAUGGAAGAAGAGUACGAAGAGAACUUUGAACCCCGUGCGAGCCGAAACAGAAGUUACUCGACUUCGGCCACCUUUGGUCUUUCUGGCAAAAACUACGGAGGUCUGUCAAGCGCAUUCUUCUCGUCCGUGGAGCCCUCGGAUCCAUUCAUGUCGUCAUCAUACUCGGGAUCGUCGCCUAGCGCAAUGGGAUUUUCUCAGCCUCAAGAGCAACCUUCUUUCCGUACACGCAAGUAUUCGGCUGGUUUGACUUGGCCUAGCGUCCCUCAUCAUGGCAUGGACCAAGGACGACCUUCGAUUGCACCUCCAGUCCACCGUCGGUCAGUCACGUCUAAUAGCUAUGUCUCGCCCAUCUGGGAAUCUCCCGAUGCCUAUGUUUCCUCUCGGCCCACAGAGGAAACAGAGCGAGUCGAGCCUCAACGUCCUCUGCGUCGAUUCUCCUUAGCCCCUUCCUCGGGAUUCCAAAACUAUGACCGUUUCUUGGAGAACGAACACUUUGGUGGGUCUCCCGUCCUCGGUGGUUACAACGGAAGUCGUUACUCUGAUGGUGACUACAGCCUUCAGCAGCGUCGACAUUCAGAUGCAGGACACUCUGGACCAUAUGUUCGAUCAAGUGCAGCGCCUUUCAAUCUUGCCUCGUCACUCGACUCUCUGACCUCUGAUGGAAACGACGACAGCAACAGCUGGGAUUUGAAGGAAGAAUAUGAGCAUGACGGUUACCAAGCCAGUCACUCCAGCAACUCUCAUAACCUCGGCAAGGGCCUGACCUUGAGCCAGCUUUCUCAUCAUGGGUCACUCUAUGUUGUCGAAUUCAAGGCAGGCCGUAACGAUCUCUUCUAUGUGGCGGACAAUAGUGGCUUGUCGCUGAAGCGAGGCGAUUUGGUGAUAGUCGAGGCGGAUCGUGGAAAGGACUUGGGCAAAAUUACCAACGACUCCAUUACCCCUCAGAAUAUUCAGGAUCUUCAGAGACAGCACGCCGAGGCAGCUGUGAUUGCAUCUCAGCACGAUGGUGCCCGUGCACCCAAGGAGAUUCACCCCAAGCGUAUCUUCCGGUUGGCGCAUACCUCCGAGAUCACUCAGCUCGUGACCAAGAACCAGGACGAGGUCAAGGCCAUGCUGGUCUGCCAGACCAAGGUUCGACAGAAGAAGCUCCCUAUGGAGGUUGUUGAUGCUGAGUUCCAAUGGGAUCGACGCAAGUUGACGUUUUACUUUCAUGCAGAUCAUCGCAUCGAUUUCCGAGAGCUGGUCCGCGAGCUGUUCAAAAUCUACAAGACACGCAUCUGGAUGUACGCAGUGAACCCCACCAUGUCGUCGUCUGCUGCUCCCACGAGCCCUUUGCAGGCUCCUAGGCAGUCGAGCCCACCUCACGAUAUCACUCCGCCGUCGGCAUCGCCUGCUUCCCCACUGCCACUGCAAAAUUCGUCUUCGGCCUACCACUCUACGUACAACUACCUCUCGUCCCCCACAAUUCAGCAGCAAUCCUUCCAGCAGCACCCUCAGCAGCGCCAUCAGGGACAUCACUCACAGCAGCAGCAGCCGCAACCACAUGCGAUGCACUUUCCUAUCGGCUACCACCCUCAUCCUGCUCAGCUGGAGGAAAUGAUGACGCAGAUGCAGACUCAGUACUUUUCUGGUCAGCCCCAGCCAUUCUACAACAACAGCAGCUUCCAGCAGGACCAUGGACCCACGGACAAUGAACCCUCGCAAGGUUCGUUCUAUGACCGCCACCAUCCGCUCCAGCCGCCUCACCAACUCAUGUAA
Linnemannia hyalina is the source of this 3033-nucleotide messenger RNA. The record is from the annotation of a GenBank genome assembly. NCBI's taxonomy places the organism in Eukaryota, Fungi, Mortierellomycota, Mortierellomycetes, Mortierellales, Mortierellaceae.